Molecule: messenger RNA, 3897 nt
Organism: Puntigrus tetrazona (Sumatra barb)
Lineage: Eukaryota; Metazoa; Chordata; Actinopteri; Cypriniformes; Cyprinidae
Gene: gata6
Product: GATA binding protein 6
Exons: 7
Coding region: 228-1730 (500 amino acids)
Biological process (GO): negative regulation of transcription by RNA polymerase II; epithelial cell differentiation; cell fate commitment
Cellular component (GO): nucleus
Molecular function (GO): DNA-binding transcription factor activity, RNA polymerase II-specific; RNA polymerase II cis-regulatory region sequence-specific DNA binding; zinc ion binding
Source: RefSeq, a predicted model, not a curated record
GGACUCAUGACACGGAUGGAUUCAGAUCUUCAGUGUAAAGCCCUGUAUGGGGUGUGUGCGCGCGCGCGCGCGCGUUUUCUGGGAAUACAGCGGCGUUCGGUCAAUCACAUUAACGCGGCUCGGGUUUUAUCAUUUAGAUUGUUACAAAUGGAACGUCAGCCAUGAAUUAUUUGACGCGCUCCGCCUUUGUGUUUUCCACAUACUGUGAGAAAUAAAAGGGAUCCUGGAUGGACCUGGGCGAUAACGGCUGGUCCAUGGUCAAGCGCGAAGUGUCCAGCAGCAGCCCGGGGUCUCCGGCCGAGCAGAGCUACCUGAACGCUGACCGCAGGGACCGGCUGAGGUCGCCGGCGCCGACGCACCUGGACGCGGUGGGAACGCGUCGCGCCGAGGGCAGGCCCCUACACUCCUACGUCCACUUCGGGCAUCCCAACAACGCCCUGCCCAAUUCUGACGACGUUACACUAUUCACGGAUUUAGACCAGGGCAACAAACUCAUCAUCUCAGGCGGGCACGCCAGGGAGACGCAUAAAGGAGGCUUAAUUGUGGACCCUACCGACAUGUAUCAGACCCUGGCCAUCGCCGCGGCUCAGAGUCAGGCCGGUUAUAACGACGCGCCGUCGGCCGGUUACAUGCACUCCAACCCCAAUUCUCCCGUUUAUGUGCCGACGUCUCGCGUUGGAACGAUGAUACCGAGUUUAUCGUACCUGCAACCCAGCGUGUCGUCGCAGCCGAGCCACGCGGUGAGCAGUCAUUCGGUGUGGUCACAGUCCGCCCCGGAGAGCCCGUCCUACAGCACUGGAAGCCCGCACACCUCCAACCGUUUCCACUACUCCCCCAGCCCGCCUAUGAAUAACGGCACAUCGAGGGAUGCCAGCUAUACUAAUCCCCUGAAUGUAAACGGUCGAGACCAGUACCUUUCCCGGCCGAUAAGUGGAUCUUACACAAGCCCGUAUCCUCCGUACGUUGCGCCGCAGCUAUCACAGUUACCGGCGGCGUGGCCCGCGGGGCCCUUCGAGAACUCCAUGCUGCACUCCCUGCAGUCCAGAAGCGCGCCGCUGUCCAUCAGGGGACCGAACGGAGAUCUGCUGGAGGACAUGGUGGAGAGCCGCGAGUGCGUCAACUGCGGCUCCAUUUCCACCCCGCUGUGGAGACGCGACGGCACGGGCCACUUUCUCUGUAACGCCUGCGGUCUGUACAGCAAAAUGAAUGGACUCAGCCGACCAUUAAUUAAACCCCAGAAGCGCAUGUCGUCUUCAAGGCGCAUUGGCCUGUCGUGCGCGAACUGCCAGACCAGCACUACAACACUGUGGCGCAGGAACGCGGACGGAGAACCUGUGUGCAACGCGUGCGGACUCUACACAAAACUACACGGGGUGCCCAGGCCCCUUGCCAUGAAGAAAGAAGGUAUCCAGACAAGGAAAAGAAAACCAAAAACCUUGAACAAAACAAAGGGAUCGUCUGGAAGCAGUUCUGUCCCCAUGACUCCAACUUCUUCAUCAUCUUCUAAUUCUGAGGAGUGCACAAAGAACAGUCCUUCAUCAACGCAGGUGCCUGUAACAUCAGUCAACUCUUCGGCGCUGGUGGGCCAGGUGGACGUUCCGGGCACGACGGGCUCCAUGGUGAAAUACCCCGGCCAGGAGAGUCUGUACACGAAUGUAGGCCUGACGUCCACAGCUGACGUGGCGACCUCCGUGAGAGGGGACACUUGGUGCCCCUUGGCCUUGGCCUAAACCCUGGCACCACGGGCUGGGAGCCAUUUGCUGUCCUUCAGCUCUCCAGAACGUCCCCUUAAAAUCCGGCAGGGUGCGGGGUGUCAUCUGUUUUCGGCCUGUGUCGCUGAUCUCGAGCAGAGGCUUCAUCCGUUCCAAAUACUCCAGUUUUUCUUUUUACCCGUGGAAUACCGGACAUCCACGAUGGGAGAUUAUCUUUGCUACUCUGCACUAGAGGACGACACUUAAAAAGCGUCUGCUUGGUACUUUCAGAGCGCACCCUGCACCGCGAAUGUUUGCUCGGACGAGUAAGUGGAUCAAAAAUUAUUUGUUUUGAAAGUAAAGUUGUACAUAUUAAUGCUAACGGAUACUUGGCCCACCUGGAAAGACGAGGUUGUUGAUUGGAUUGUGGUGAUCUGAAGGGAAAACGGUUGAUCUGUCUGAAACUGGAAUUGAAGAUAAAGUGUCAAGGUGUUCUUACCGAUGAAUGCGAACAUAUUUAUGAAGCUAUGGUUGUUCAAAUAAUGCAUAUAUUUGUCAAUAAAGAUAAUGUCAAAUAGAGUAGGACUGAAGCCUUGCCUUUCCUUUGAUAUCUUUUGUUUUUCGAGCUUGAUGCUGUUGCAGUGGAUGUUGCUCACUAAUCUGCACACCUUCUAUGUGAAACUUAAAAGAAAACGAGAAAAAAAAAAGCUCUUAGAAGACUGUUUUGUGAUGGUUUAACACAGGGUAUCAAAGGAGCUCACGCGAGACUUGUAGCGUUUUGUUCGAUUACGCAUUUUCCUAGAGAUCACUAUCAAAUGAAAACGGUCUAAUCAAAGUUCAUAGUAAAAAAAAAAAAAAUGUGUUUCGAACCUAUGUGGAGAAAUCCAGCUGGAGUAAAUCAUCAGCGAAGCAUAAGUUAGAACAAACGGCACUCAGGAUUUCGUUUCUGAUACAUUUUUUUUGUUACAAUACAAUCUCAGAAAUAAAGGUACAAAAGCUGAGGCUGUACUUUUGUACCUAUUAGGUUCAAAAUGGACCUUUUAGGUGCAAACCUUGCUUUUGAAAAGGUACCGCCCCGGUGACAGCUUUUGUACCUUUAUAUCUGAGAGUGUACAAAACUGCAAAAAAAAAAAGUUUUGCUGCAAUGAUUUUAGAUGUAAUACUACCUAACGUAUGACAUUGAUGUGUGAGUAUCAGUGCAUAUUGCUGUUUGUUAUUGUUUUUUUUUUUUUACUUUCAUCGUGAUACAACUCUGUGGUCGCUAUACUUUAACUGAUGAAGGGACAAUGUCAAAUCUGCAUCUCGCUUUCACGAUUUGUUGAAUGUUUUAGAGAAAGUGUUGUGUGCCAGAAUCAAUCAGCAGUGAAAGUUUCUUGUGAGUUACCAUCUAAAUCGCAAACGGUAAUUAAUGAGCUAUCUAAAGAGUUUAAUUCGCUGAUGAAAGAGUCAGUCUCGAGUGGUUUUGGUGUCCGUGAUUUAUUGCCUCUGAUCUGUUAAACAGUUACCCAACUACAAGUUUCCCAUGUAAACAUCUUAUGGCUUUGAAACUGGGGAUUAAACGAGCACCAGAAGAGCCUUCUUCAAAUGAUUACUCCUUAGAGCAGCCAUUCAGUGACGUUUUUGGACAAGCUUUUCGUGUCCUAGAGACAACGUGUGAACAACGCAAGAAACGUUUUGCUAUCAUUGUGAUUCUCCACCCUUGUAACCUCUACAAUUAUUUAUUUCUGCAAUGUAGUGUGUUUGGUAUUCGUUUAUUUUAUUUGAAUUAACGUAUUUGUAUUUUCCGGAUGUUUUUGAUGGGCGUAAUUUCAGUUCCAAAUUAUUUUGAUCGCCGCCGCCUGGGUUAAACAGAUUCAUUUGUUAUGGUUUUAUCUGGAAAUCGUUCAAAUUACAUGUUGAAUUGCAAAGUGUGUUUUCCUUCUUUUUUGUAGAUUUUAAGGUUCCGACAUUACAUUUCUUACGAAAGGUUCUUCGUACUCGUCCUGACUGGAACCACAUCAUUUGUACUUAUGAUAAUUUAGUCAAAAUUAAGACAAUCAUAAAGCCGAUUUUGAUGGUAAAAAUGUUCUUAAACCAUUGACUCUCCCUGUUGUUUUCCAGUGAACGGAGUAUUAAAAAGGAUGUCAUUGUACUUUUUUAAAUUUUUAUUUUUUAUUUCAAAUUCAAUUCAAUAACACUGGAGCAAUAAAUAAGAGCCAUGUCUAAA